GUGUAGCUAGUCAAGGCUUGUCUCCCACUCUUUCCUACUUCUUCUACAAUUCCAUUCGUAGAGAAGGUAACUCUAUUCCCCUCAAUUUCCCCUAUCCAACCGGACUUUUUGGCCCAAAUAUCAUAUAUUCACAUAUAGUGUUUACCUAGUAAAGGGAUGGUAUGGAGAAAACUAUUUUUGUUUAUAAAUCUACGUGAAAAAUAAAUAUUUAUUAUUUAUUUAGUGUAUGAUGUAUGAAAAUGUUAACUUAUGAAGGGUAAAAUAUUUAGGAACGAAUAAAAAUAAAAAAAUAAUUCCAUUUUAUCAUUUGAUAGGACUUAUAUUAUAUAUUGUAAUCAAUUCUUUAGUGCAAUCCUGAUAAUACACAAAAUGCAUGAAAGUAUAAAUGAUAUAUGUAAAGCUAUUGAUGAAAAUCUACUACGUAAUCUAGAGCUAAUGGAAGAGAAAAUUAAUGUUAACAUUCAAAUGGAAAAUAUGUUGCGUGAUGGCCAUAUAGAAUUAGCUAAAGCCAAGUAUAUACGUGGUAAAGAAAGCAUAAGUAUUCUACAGGUUCCUGAUGAUGAAGAAAAAGUUGUUGCGUUAUUUGAAUUAGAAACCAAUUUGACAGAAGAAACUGGCAAAAUAAUUCCCAAUUUUGACUUAAGUUUGAAAAAGUCUGAUAAAGAUGGAGAUGAAAUUCCAGAUCCUAUAAAAUGGUUUGGAGUACUUGUUCCACAAAGUUUACGAAUUGCUCAAAAACGUUUCCAAGAGUCUCUUUUCCUUGCUGUACGAUCAGCAAAUAUUCAAGCAGAAAUUGUCUCUGUAUUAGAUAAAUUAAAAUCUUUAUAUUUUUUGAAAAAUGCUUACUGUCCAAUAGAUGGCAAUAAAAAUUGAAAAUAA
Nomia melanderi (Alkali bee) is the source of this 879-nucleotide messenger RNA. RefSeq names its product vacuolar ATPase assembly protein VMA22. NCBI's taxonomy places the organism in Eukaryota, Metazoa, Arthropoda, Insecta, Hymenoptera, Halictidae. The record is from RefSeq and is a predicted model, not a curated record. Gene Ontology annotation, biological process: vacuolar proton-transporting V-type ATPase complex assembly.